Messenger RNA from Brassica oleracea var. oleracea, 1081 nucleotides. RefSeq lists its product as uncharacterized. The transcript has a single exon. The record is from RefSeq and is a predicted model, not a curated record. The coding region runs from base 206 to 1081 and encodes 291 amino acids. Lineage: Eukaryota; Viridiplantae; Streptophyta; Magnoliopsida; Brassicales; Brassicaceae.
CUCAAUGAUGAGGCAAGUCGACGUCUAACAUGAUAACAGUUUCAGUAUAAUUCGAGAGGGUACAGAUCAGAACUCCACAUGCACUUGGGGAACUCAACGCUUCUCUCUUUCUCUACAAACUCUGCUUAAGGAAGGAACGAGAGGGAGGACUCAACGGUUUUUGGUUUUGCUUGUUUCUGGUUCCUUGUGUUAAAUCAUUUUUGUAAUGGUGAACCUCAAAGAUCAUGACAUGGGAGAAGGGAUGCAAUGCUUAAAACAUCCUUAUACAAAGAACCUUGGUGGGAUAUGUGCAUUGUGUCUCCAAGACAAACUCGGUAAGCUCGUCACCUCCUCUUUCCCUCUCUCUAAACCUAACCACCCUUCUUCUUCCUCCUCUUCCUCUUCUUCGGCUAAUCUUAUCUACAAGAGAAGCAAGUCGAUGGCUGCUUCUUACGGUGAGAGUUUCAGCCAGAGGAAACGAAGUGGGUUCUGGUCGUUUCUUCAUCUCUACUCUUCCAAACCCCAAGUCACCACCAAAAAAGUCGACAACUCUAGCCAUUCUUCGAGACCAAGAAACCAGAUCGAUAAGGAGAAGCACCAGACAACAGAGACAUCGAAGCAGGUCGUUGGUGGGGGCAUUGAUGUGAUAGUUGAGAGCCCUUGUAACAAAGAGGUUGCAGAAACGCCAACAAACGAUGUUGGUAGUGGUGGUGGAUCGUCUUUUGGGAGGAAAGUGUUGAGGUCAAGAUCUGUCGGGUGUGGAAACAGAAGCUUCUCCAGUGGGUUAGGAGAUUGUGCCUUGAGAAGGACUGAGUCACAGAGAGAACACACGAAGGUUAUUAGUAAUGGUGGUUGUGAAGCAGCUGAUGGGAUGAGUGAAAUGGUGAAAUGUGGUGGUAUCUUUGGAGGGUUUAUGAUCAUGACACCAUCAUCAGCAACUUCAACAUCAUCAACAGUUAAUCAUCAUCAUAAACAUAAGAUGGCGAAUAGGAGCGCAUGGGGAUGGGCAAGUCCAAUGAGAGCCAAGACUACUCAUAGAGGUCACAAAAACACAACUCCAAACUUGGACUCAAUUCCUUCGUUGGUUACUAUGAAAAGCUAA